Salvelinus sp. IW2-2015 is the source of this 3766-nucleotide messenger RNA. It is a transcript of the gene fibcd1b, whose product is annotated as fibrinogen C domain containing 1b. The record is from RefSeq and is a predicted model, not a curated record. NCBI's taxonomy places the organism in Eukaryota, Metazoa, Chordata, Actinopteri, Salmoniformes, Salmonidae.
UGAUCAACAAACAACUUGACAGAGCUUGAAUAAUAUUUUUAAGAAUAAUGGGCAAGUAUUGUAAAAUCCAGCUAUGCAAAGCUCUUAAGAGACUUACCCAAAAACACUCACAGCUGUAAUCACUGCCAAAGGUGAUUAUAACAUAUUGACUUACGGGGUGAUUACUUACUUAAUCAAGAUAUAUUCGUGUUUUAUUUAUUAUUUUUAUCAUGAAAUGUUUCUUCCACUUUGACCUUACAUAAUAUUGUGUGUGGAACUUUGACAAAAAGGACAAGUAAAUCAAUGUUAUUCUUACUUUGUAACAUAACAAAAUGUGUAACAAAUCAAGUGGUCUGAAUACUUUCUGAAGGCUGUGUACAUGCUAUAAACAUAGCCAAACGGUGUCCUACUAUGUUUCAUAUCUAAUCCAUGUAAUAACCUGUUAUCAGAGUUAGGUAGCAAAGAAAUGUAGGUUAUGCUGCAUAUGGUACAUAUAUUUUGUGCAUCCACAUGCUGUGAAAAAUAAGUAGCUUACGUUAAUCAGGCAACGACAUGCUUUUGCUUCAACCCAGAUGUUUCAUCUGUAGCCUGUUGGUAGCAACACAACAAUUAGAAGGGAGAAGAGAGUGUGUGAGAGAGAGAUGGACUACAUUUAUUCAUCCAGUACAUUCUAUUGAGAGUUGUAUUUACCCAUAAGAGUCUCGUGUGCGUUUUGCUCUGGUUUCGUUUUGCAUGUGGUUUCUGCAGAGUGAACGAGUCUCGAGGGCCGGGGGAAAGGUGGGUAGGGGGUAGGCAGCAUCGCACGAGCUGUGCAUUCGUAGGCAGAGGCAGCGACAGAGGCACAGCACCAGCUAGAUGCGCGCGGAGGGCACAGCAGAACAGAGUCGAGCAGAACGAGAGCAUGGUGGAACGCGCUGCGCGCACGGAGGGGAACGCGCUGAUUGACAGCUUCGGAGGCACGGAGCGCCCCACGCCGCACACGAACCGAGCCCGCUAAUCUGCCUGAACCGCUCUUGUCAAAAGCAUCUGUGCGAAAUAACCAUCCUCAUGCAUAUCAGCUACUAAACUCCGCUGACCGGAGCCUUGCAGUCAUCACUCAAUUGUGGGAAGAAAUCAACCGCACCACAUAGCAAGGUAUCAGGCGAUAGGCUAUUGCACUGUACCUUGGCUUUCUCCUUUUCACUCAAAACGGGACAGUCUGGAAGUAACUAACUAUUUGUUUUUUUUACUUCUUCAAUACUGAGGAUAACACAUUCUUGGCACUUGCUGAACGAUUGGUGAGAGCAGUUCUGUAAGGAGAGCGCUAAUGAGUUUUUUUUAGUAGACACAUUUAUUUGGAAUAUAUUCCCGCUAUCCAAGUGACAUUUUCAUUGGAUUCUCUGUUCAUUUUCUUACUUUGACUUUCUUUGAUCUCUGAUUGUUAUAGGUUGUUGCCUGCCGAAGGUAACGGCCAAAAUUAACCGAAAACAACCCAGAGAGGCAAAGAAGUUCAGUUCUGUGCGUUGGGUAUGAGCUCACUAUGUGUGUGGCUGUAGCUUCCCCAUUACUCCUUCUAGAACCGUAGCCAGACCGUGUGGUCGAGAAGUAGUUUAGCUUCUCUCUCCCUCUGUACGUGGACACUUAGAGCUAACACCUCGUUCUAUGGAGUAGAUCGUCCGGAAAGAGACUAAUAGAGCGUUCUCCUUUCCCCCGCCUGGUACCAACAGGCGGCUUUGGUCUAAAGGUUCUCCGGAGAAUGGUAAAUGACCGACGGGGAAUCAUGAACAGCACUUCGGAACUCGAAGAUGGACCACGGCAUAAAAACCAGACGUUCUGUGAGUGUGUACCCAGCACCUCCCAGCUUAAACACCGCUGGUCAGACUCAGACACAGUCAGAGAGACCCCAUCACCCACCAAGAGGAUGAGCUGCAGCUACCUCCUGUGCACCAUCCUCCUCUUCGUCGCCGUCCUUCUGGCCGUCACGGCAACCGGCACCAUCCUCUUCAUGAACCACUACCAGGCCCCGCCCAUGUCUGACGGCCCACCCCACAUCUCAACCAAUCCGGACGAGGCCAACGCCCUGGUAACCGUGGAGAGGGGCGACGGCUCGCGCAUCAACAUCUUCAUCGACCCCAACUGUCCCGACUACAACGGGAACUUCCUACGCCUGGAAGGGGUGCAGACAUCGCUGCUCCACUCGCUGACCGACCACGACACCGACCUGAAGUCUGUCAAAGGUCAAGACCGGGCGCUGCUGGUCAACCUAGCUGAGGAGGUGGCCAAACUGUCGGCCCAUGCUGGCCAGCUGAAGAUGGACUACGAGUCUCUGAGACGAGGCCAGGGGAGUCUGGGGCAGGACCUGAACACACUGCAGACAGAGCAGGGACGCCUCAUACAACUACUGUCUGAGAGCCAAAUCAACAUGGUGAAGGUGGUGAACACUGUGAGCGAUGCUCUCAGCUCCAUGCAGAAGGAGACAGGGGGACUGAAGGCUCGGGUCAAGGCUGACCUACAGAGGGCACCGGUCAGAGGGGCUCGUCUCAAAGGCUGUGCCAAUGGCUCUCGUCCUCGUGACUGUGGCGAUCUGUAUGCUAACGGGCAGAGGGAGGAUGGCAUCUAUUCUGUGUUUCCCACUCACUACCCCUCCGGCUUCCAGGUCUACUGUGACAUGACCACGGACGGAGGGGGCUGGACGGUGAUCCAGCGCAGGGAAGAUGGCUCGGUAAACUUCUUCAGAGGAUGGGACUCUUACCGUGAGGGAUUUGGCAAGAUCACUGGAGAACACUGGCUAGGGCUGAAGCAGAUUCAUGCCUUGUCCAUCCAGGGUAACUAUGAGUUGAGGAUUGACCUGGAGGACUUUGACAACAGUACAGCCUAUGCCCAGUACGAGACCUUUGGAGUGGGCCUGUUCUCUGUGGACCCGGAUGAUGAUGGAUACCCACUGACAGUUGGAGAUUACUCCGGAAACGCAGGCGAUGCUCUGCUCAAGCACAACGGGAUGAAGUUCACCACCAAAGACAAGGACAACGACCACUCAGAGAACAACUGUGCAUCCUUCUACCACGGCGCCUGGUGGUACCGUAACUGCCACACGUCCAACCUGAACGGACAGUACCUCCGCGGGCAGCACACCUCCUAUGCCGACGGCAUCGAGUGGUCCACCUGGACCGGCUGGCAGUACUCCCUCAAGUUUUCUGAGAUGAAGAUACGACCCGCGCGCGACGAGAGCAAAUGAGUAUAUGAGGCAAUAACAGAGGAAAGGAGUUGAAAGUGUUCAGAGUAAUAAAACCACACCCUCAGAUACUGUUUACUGACUGACUAAAAGGAUUGACAUCUUUGAUUGAUUUACUACUAUUCUCUACUGUUUCCUGUGGAGCCUUUGUCCCUCUCCACCACCUCCCAGCCCCGCCCAACUUCAUGUGCCCCAUCCCUACCCUUAGUCCCCUAUCGCCUACUAGUUUUGUGCUGAGGCUUUUUGUGCCCCCCUCCCCCCACACACUUCCUUCCCAACAACCUCAUGACCUCACUGGAUCAGGAAAUGAGUCUGAUUCACUCUGUUCCUCACUCUUUCUAUUAGUGCUUCAUUUAUAUCUAGUUAUUAGUCAAGUAUCUGUCUAUUCCUUCUGAGCCUUGAUCUUGUCCUUGACCUGUCUCCUGUGUUUGUUGUGCCCUGUAACCAGUAGUCCUAUUCCCACAGUCCUUUGCUGCGUUGCUGCCAGUCAGCGAAGCGUGGCGUUACCGUGUGACCUUAGAACAAGUGACUGAUUCAUGAUAUGUCAGAAACGGAGAUGUGACAUACAGUUGGCAC